This is a messenger RNA of Dioszegia hungarica, 867 nucleotides long. RefSeq lists its product as uncharacterized. The record is from RefSeq and is a predicted model, not a curated record. Bases 1 to 867 code for a protein of 288 amino acids. The transcript has 2 exons. NCBI's taxonomy places the organism in Eukaryota, Fungi, Basidiomycota, Tremellomycetes, Tremellales, Bulleribasidiaceae.
AUGCCGUACCCGUCCUACGACGCACCUGCACCGGCUCCUCUCGCUCGGCUCUCUCUCGAAGCUAUGGAAGACGCGAUCCUGCGCGAGAUUGGCGUCCUCACGACCGAGCAAGCCAUGCUUGACUACCGCAAGCUGGACCGGGCGGACCCGAGCGACUCUAUGGACGUGGUGGACGUCGCUGCCGCUCGAGUCGCACAGCGUACGGGAUGGGAUAUCUCGGAGGUACGCGCGAGCAACCGGCAUAACCUGCACGGGCGGAUACGGCUCACUCGGCGCUGGGCUCAUCAUGGUCAAGCUGUCUCGGCGUCCGAGGCGGAGAGACGGCCCCCGCUGAGCACCCACGAGGAAUGCCUGCGCGUCUUUCGGAGAUUGAGGGGAGAAGAGAGGGCGGAUCGGGACGGUCAGCAACAGGUCCAGCCAUACUAUCCGGCACGCGAGCUUCGUCAGUACUACGGCGGGGACCCUUCUCGACCGGCGAAUCAACCACAGCCGGCCGCCUCAAACGGUCUCAGCUGGUCCAACAACGUCCCGCUCCCCCUCCAUCAAGAUCACCGGUACCCUUAUCGCCCUCUUCCUGGUAUACCAGCUCACUCCCCUCCUUAUUCGGCUCCUCUACACGCACACCAGCGCCCUCGAGUCCCAACGGCGGAUCUACGAGCAUCUUUCCAGUCCCAGCCGCGCGCGUCGGGCUCAGGCGGUCCUCCCCCUCCAUCACCAUCCCCCUCGCCGUCCUUUGUCGAGCUGCCAUCUCGGCCGGGUCAGUACCAGAGGAGCUAUGAGGGGUAUGGCUCAGGCAAGCGGGGGAGGGAGGAGGAGUAUGGGUAUCAAGAGGAGGACGAGCGGCGGGUCAGGAGUAGGAGGGAGUGA